Molecule: messenger RNA, 3378 nt
Organism: Volvox carteri f. nagariensis
Lineage: Eukaryota; Viridiplantae; Chlorophyta; Chlorophyceae; Chlamydomonadales; Volvocaceae
Exons: 20
Coding region: 103-3378 (1091 amino acids)
Biological process (GO): ribosomal small subunit export from nucleus; ribosomal large subunit export from nucleus; protein export from nucleus
Cellular component (GO): nucleus; cytoplasm
Molecular function (GO): small GTPase binding; nuclear export signal receptor activity
Source: RefSeq, a predicted model, not a curated record
UUUAUAAAGUGAUAUUGUUCUAUGGAUCACGGCUGCCUCCUUUGACAUACUCGAUCGGCUUUUACAACCACUUUGUAAGGCGGGAAGGAAAGCGGCGGCAACAUGGGGGACGUGGCGCAGGCGGCCACGCUGCUGGACUUUAACAAGCCCAUCGAUGUGGGCUUGCUGGAUGCAACUGUGAACCUGAGCAUGCAGUCUGUCGUGGGUGGCGAGCAGCAGAGGGCGGCCGCGGAGAAGCUCUUGCUGGAGUUUCAGGAGCACCCGCAGGCUUGGACGCGUGUUGACACCAUCCUAGAGGUGUCACAAAAUCAGCCUACCAAGUACUUCGCACUUCAGGUUAUCCUCGAGAGUGUAAUUCGGUUCAAGUGGGGAGCGCUUCCUCUGGAGCAGCGUGAGGGCAUCAAGAACUACCUUUCGAACUUAAUUAUUCGAUUUUCAACCUCCGAGGAGCUUUUCCGGAAGGAGAGUACCUUCGUCAACAAGCUGAACAUUCUACUUGUGCAAAUUCUAAAGCAUGACUGGCCAGCACGUUGGAAGAGCUUUAUUCCUGACCUGGUUGCAGCCUCACGGACCAGCGAAACGCUGUGCGAGAACAGCAUGAAGAUACUCAAGCUGCUGAGCGAGGAGGUUUUCGACUUUGCACGCCUGGACUUAACACAGGCUAAAACCAAGGAGCUGAAGCAGACUUUAACGAUGGAGUUUAAAGCUAUUCACGAACUGUGUGUGUUCGUGCUCAACAACACACGGAAGCCAGAGCUCAUACGCGCCACGCUGGAAACCCUUAGCGUGUACUUGACUUGGGUGCCGUUGGGUUAUAUCUUUGAGGGCAACCUGUUGGAGAUCCUCCUACAGCUCUUUCCGCAGGCACCCUUCCGCAACGUCGCCUUGCAGUGCCUGAUGGAGGUAGGCUCUCUUCAAAUGGCGACGGAAUUCAAUCCGCAGUUUGCGAAAUUCUAUGACUAUUUCAUGCGGCAAUUGGUCUUGGUAGUGCCACCGACUGUCAAUAUCCCGGAUGCGUACGAGAAAGGCACAGACGACCAGCAGAAAUUCGUGCAAAACCUGGCGCUUUUCUUCACAAGCUUUUUCAAGGCGCAUAUCGGCAUUCUGGAAGCUCCGGAGACACAGGCGCAGCUCCUGGCAGGCUUGGAUUACCUGGUUAACAUCUCCUACGUGGAUAACACUGAGGUCUUCAAAACGUGUCUCGACUACUGGAACUUUUUCGUCCCCGACAUCUAUACCUCCUCGUGUACGGGGGCAGACCCAACCGGGGUAUCGUUCAUGUUCGCGCCUCCUGCCACGCACGGCGUGGCACCUGCCACCGGUGGUCGCAAAUUGCUAUACCGGCCGAUCCUAUCGAAGCUGCGACAGUUAAUGAUUUGCAGAAUGGCAAAACCGGAGGAGGUUAUCGUUGUGGAAGACGAGAACGGUAACAUUGUGCGGGAAACGAUGAAGGACAACGACGUGUUAGCGCAGUACAAGUCGAUGCGCGAGACGCUUGUAUACUUGUGCCACCUUGACUAUGACGACACGGAGCAGCAGAUGCUGGAGAAGCUGCGGAUGCAGCAGCUCGCAGGUGCCAAGUGGACGUGGGGUGCUUUGAAUACACUUUGCUGGGCCAUUGGCUCUAUCGCAGGGUCAAUGGCGGAUGAACAGGAGAACCGCUUCCUGGUCACCGUCAUUAGGGAUCUCUUGAACCUCUGUGAGGUGACGCGUGGGAAGGACAACAAGGCAGUUAUUGCGUCUAACAUCAUGUACGUGGUGGGACAAUAUCCCAAGUUCCUGCGGGCGCAUUGGAAAUUCCUGAAAACAGUGGUCAACAAGCUGUUCGAGUUCAUGCACGAGACGCACCCCGGAGUGCAGGACAUGGCUUGCGACACCUUUUUAAAGAUCUGCAACAAAUGCAGACGCAAAUUUGUGGUAAUGCAGGUCCAGGAGCGCGAGCCGUUCAUUUGCGAGCUGCUUAAUGGGCUAACGGAGACCAUUCAGGACCUGCAGCCUCACCAGAUCCACACUUUUUACGAGGCUGUGGGUUUGAUGAUUGGUGCGGAAUCUGACCCCGUCAAGCGAGAUGAUUACCUGCACCGGCUAAUGGGGCCUCCGAAUACAACGUGGAGCCAAAUCCUGGCCCAGGCGCAUGCGAAUCCGGAAGUGUUGAAGCAGCAAGAGGUGAUCAAGUCCAUACAGAACGUGUUGCAGACGAAUGUUUCCGUCUGCACUUCGCUCGGCCAGCCAUUCCUCGUGCAGUUCAACGUCAUUUUCAAAGAUAUGCUGCAGGUGUACAGGCUGUACAGCGAGCUUAUCAGCCAGGCGAUCGCUGCCGGGGGUGCAAAUGCAGCAAGGAGCACCUUCGUGAAGUACAUGCGUAGCGUGAAGAAGGUUGCCCUGAAGCUUAUUGAAACGUUCGUGGAUAAAUGCGACGACCCGCAGCUCCUUGCAGCCUCGUACGUGCCUGCCAUGAUGGACCCGUUAUUGGGUGACUACGCGCGAAGUGUGCCGGAUGCCCGGGAUGCCGAGGUGCUAAGCCUCAUGGCAGCUAUCAUUAACAAACUGCGACAACUGAUGGAGCCAGAGGUCCCGCGGGUCUUCGAGGCACUGUUUGAGUGCACACUCACGAUGAUAACCCGUAACUUUGAGGAUUACCCCGAGCACCGUCUGCAGUUUUUCGCGCUUCUACACGCUAUCGUGAAUUCGUGUUUCAAUACGCUCUUCAUGAUGAGCGCAGCGCAGCUGAAGCUUGUCAUCGACUCGAUCGUGUGGGCCUUCCGGCACACAGAGCGCAACGUUGCGGAAACGGGCCUGGCGCUAUUGCAUGACCUGCUGGUCCAGUUUGCCGGCUCUGACUACGCGACCCAAUUCCACCAGACCUAUUACCUGCAUCUGUUGAAUGAAAUCCUGGCCGUCAUGACCGAUUCUUUCCACAAGCCGGGUUUCAAGAGUCAGGCACGUAUCUUGCAUCACCUCUUCACCAUUUUGGAUGCAAACGUCAUUAAAGCACCUCUAUGGGACGUCGCUGUCAAAGGCGCUGGAGCCUUCCCGACGAACUCAGCAUUCGUCCGGGUUCAUGUCAUUGGGCUCCUUUCUACCUCCUUCCCGAACCUCACGCAGGCUCAGGUCAGCGCCUGUGUUUCGGGCAUGUUCGAGUACAAAGACUUCUCUGCCUUCAAACAUCAUCUACGGGACUUCCUUGUACAGACGAAGCAGUUUGCCAGCCAGGAUAAUGCGGAGCUUUUCGCGGAAGAUGUCGAGAAGCAGGUCGUCGAGCAACGCGAAGCCCGGCAGCGUGUGCUAGCAGCCAUUCCCGGCAUGAUUCCACAGGUGAGCAAACCAGCAUCGCAAGGCCUAUGCACUAUUUCUGCCUAUUUUUUUUACCAAAGCUGA